AUGGUUUAUCUUGUUCUCUUAGAACAAUUAACACGACGAAAACUCCUAAGUUUUCUUAUUUGUUUGAUAUUUUUUCAAAUAAUCUAUUUUCUCGUUGGCGGCCUUAUCGCAACGAAGCCGACCUACGCCACUAAUCAUGAAUUUAGCUUAUGUCAAGCAAGACUCAAUAGGCCGUGGAUCUACCAUCAACCGGAGGGUAACUGUAUUCAAGAUCAUCUGGAAUUUGGAACGGGCAAGUCUUGGAAAGAUUUUGUAUAUGUUAUGCAAUUACCACGCAUAACACGUUGGUUUCAAACUUUAACAUCAAUCGUGAUACCAAAAGUUGACUAUGACUCACGAAUUAAUCUGAGUUCAAAUGCAAUCUUGACCUAUCAUGUUCGUCUUGCUUAUAAAACCGACGAAAUGUAUGACGAUCCAAAUUCGGAAUGGCAGCUAUUAGUAGAAUCAAGAGAAUCUCGUCGAAUUCAGUGUGAACCGGUAUAUUAUCAUAAAAUUGGAAAUAAAAAUGUUCCUGAUGCGUAUUCUUGCGAAUCAUUUGCUUUUCUCGAACUAUCAACGUUGAAAUAUCCGUACUAUUUGAUCAAUUUACAAAUUGUUGAUAAGAAUGGUCUCUCGCAAAAUAUCGGCAAAUUAAAAACAUUCGAAUUUGUCGGCAUCUAUCAAACAGAAACUUUUACAAAGAUGUGGUACAUAUUGAAAAGUAUCACCUUUCCCAUUGUUCUUGUCGCUCUACUUUGGUUUUAUCGACAAAUGAAACGGGCAGAGAAACCAUACUCUAAUCUGGAUAAAUUGUUGUUCUUACUCGGUUUAGCAACCUGUAUACUCAAUGCUCCCGUGGAAUGGUUCACACUGAUAGUACCUUUCGAUGGUUUUCAAAUUUAUAGUGAAAUUCGACAAGGGUUCUUUCUGACCGUUCUUUUGACGUUUUGGUUGUUUUUUGCUGCUGAACACGUUGUUGACAAGAGCAAAGAUGGAACUUUUUGGUCGUAUGGAAAGUAUAUUGGCUUACUUUGGUUCGCUUCAAGUGUUCUACUCAUAUUCGCUCUAUGUCAAAGAGGAUUUCAACUUUGGAAUCCAUUUCAUUCGAUUUGGUCGACAUCAGCUGGUCGAAAUGCAAGUUUCACAUUUCUAAUACUUGCGGGUCUAUCGGGUUUCAUUUACAUGAUAUGUUUAAUUGUUCUUGUUGCACAUGUCUUUUGGAAUAUUCGCAGUAAACAAGGUGAAUUAGCAGCAAUGCGUCGUAUUCGACGUUUAAUGUAUCAGGGUGCGUUCUAUCGAUUUCAAUUUUUGUUAUUAUCCACCAUUCUAUGUGCUGUAUUAACCAUUGUUUGGUACUGUUUGAGUCAGAUAUAUGAAACUGAAUGGGUUUGGGAUGCAGAUCAACGGCCAAAGAUUCACUACACAGGUGCAUUUAUCACUGGCAUUUAUGGAAUGUUGAAUCUCUAUGUAUUUGCUGUUUUGAUCUUAUUUUCACCGGUCAUAACUAACGUUGACGAUAUGGAUGAAUUAACAUUGACCGACGAUGAUGGUAAUACAAUUCAUUUAACAAACAAUCAAACAUCAGCAUAUCAAAUGAUUACAAAAGCAGCGAUUAGUUAA
This is a messenger RNA of Adineta ricciae, 1599 nucleotides long. The record is from the annotation of a GenBank genome assembly. Lineage: Eukaryota; Metazoa; Rotifera; Eurotatoria; Adinetida; Adinetidae.